CAUAAUUGUCUCAUAAUUGUCUCAAAAAGAAGGAUGCUGGUGCAGAUUUUUUUUUUUUUUUUGCUUGAUUAUGAUGCUUGCUGUGGUUCUGCCUUUUUUGUCAAAAGAAAGACACUCAGCUUUUUUGGUGUGCUCACUGAUGGAAAUUAAAGUCUCUAGCUCCUCCUUCUCACUAUCUUCCAGAUCUUUGGCUGGUGCCAUUAAUGUCAGCAUUUAAUCACAUUUGUCUGCAAUUUAAAAAAAAAAAAAAAAAAAAAGAGCAGAAGCCAGUGCAGAUUUACUGACAAUGAAAUUAUUAUAAUGCAGUUGUAUAUUAAUCUAAUCUUUUAAAAAUGGAUUAUGAGAGAGCAGAAACAGGAGGCUGUAAAGGUUAGACAAAAUAGGCAUUGCAGUAAUGGAGUGUCCUAUGUGUCUGUGCGUCCUCUCUGACAGACGAGAAUGGAAGGGCAUCAGACCACCAUGAAGUGUUCAAGGAAAGUAGUGCUGUUUCUGGUAUGCCUUUGUCUGGCGGUGCAGUACACAGCCAUCCGCUCCAUUCAGGAUUUGUUCCCUAGACCAUGCCAGGACUCCAGGCAAUGCCAGAAAUGCCCUGAGAAAGAUCACAGCUGGAAAUCCUCCUACAACAACAACUCUGUUCCCACAAAGCAUACCACUGUCUCUGCUCGGAAGCACAUCCAUCUUUUUUCACAAACCCGCAGCGGAUCCUCCUUCGCUGGCCAGCUGUUUAACCAACACCCAGAUAUCUUUUACAUGUAUGAGCCACUUUACCAUGCACAACAGACCUUCUGCAACUACAGCAAGUGUCUCUGGAAGCCCAUGGACAGAGUUGUGCAGGCUGUCUACAGGGACCUCCUCUUCAACCUAUAUACCUGUGACCUUAAUUUCCUGGAGAACUACAUCCAGCCAGAGCCUCAAGAUCACCUGACAGCUUCUUUCUUCCGUCAGACCUCCAGCCAUGCUCUCUGCUCACCACCCGUCUGUCAAGAGGGUGAUAAGGAGAUUAUGGAAGGGCAGCCAGAUGAGAGCUGGUGUCACAAAAAGUGUCGAAUCCUAAACCUCACCUUAGCCUCCAUGGCUUGCCAGUCCAGAAGCCACGUGUCCAUCAAGACGGUACGGAUCCCUCAGGUCAGUGACCUUCGCCUCCUAACUGAAGACCCACGAUUAGACCUCAGGAUUAUUCACCUGGUGAGAGACCCCAGAGCAAUCUUGGCAUCACGCAUAACUGCGUUCACUGAUCAGUUCAUUGCCUGGAAGAUCUGGAAUGCCACAGACAGGCAACCACAUUAUGUAGACUUGACACAGAUUACGAGAACAUGCCAAGACAUGGUGUACUCUGUGGAUAUUGGUCUGAAGAAGCCAGACUGGCUGCGUGGACGGUAUCUACUAGUGCGCUAUGAGGAUCUAGCACUUAAUCCUGAAGCCAAGGCCAAGGAGAUCUACAAAUUCCUGGAUUUGGAUAUAGACAAUAAAGUUCUUACAUGGAUAUCUCAAAACACCAAUGUCACUUCCUCCACUUCCUCAAAGUACUCCACCAGCAGAGACUCCAAAACCACACCAGAGAGCUGGAGACUGAAUCUGGGCUUUGACAUUGUUAAGACAGUGCAGACACUAUGUAAUGAUACUUUGGCUUUAUUGGGCUACAAAAUAGUACAGUCUGAGGUGGAGCUGAGGAACAUAAGAAAUAGUUUAGUGGAACCAAGGACUUUUUAGAUAAUGAAGCAAAAAUGAGAAAGUAAAGGCCAGUUUCAGACGAAUGAUGUUGAAAGUACAUAGUGAUUUAGCCUCAAUAAUCAGUUUUUAAAUGUGAUUUAAGCCCAUUGACGAAGGCUUUAGUGUUCUAUAUAGGGACUCAGUAAGGAAUGUACAAAUCAGUCUUUAAUGUUUUCCUGUAUUGAUGUUUUCCUGUAUUAAUUUCCUGUAAUGAUCAGUGCUUUGAAUUGGAUAUAUAAAGUCUCUUCUACAGGGAAAUGCACAAAUUUCUACAUAUACAGUGCCUUCAAAUUAACUGCUACACUAUGGUUGUUAAAGUAAACAUGCAUACAAUGAAUCUUGUUUUAUAUGGGUUUCUGUAAAGUAUUUGUGUGGGGUAUAGUUUGGGCUCUACUUACAUUUGACACAUCACUGUUGUAAAACUGAAUAGCUACUGACUGUCAUUUCAACAACAUUGUAAAAUGCUAAUGCUAGUACAUAAGUGUGCAUCAGAAUA
This is a messenger RNA of Pangasianodon hypophthalmus (striped catfish), 2206 nucleotides long. RefSeq names its product Carbohydrate sulfotransferase 1-like. The record is from RefSeq and is a predicted model, not a curated record. Lineage: Eukaryota; Metazoa; Chordata; Actinopteri; Siluriformes; Pangasiidae. Gene Ontology annotation, molecular function: N-acetylglucosamine 6-O-sulfotransferase activity; keratan sulfotransferase activity. The transcript has 2 exons. Bases 439 to 1710 code for a protein of 423 amino acids. Gene Ontology annotation, biological process: keratan sulfate proteoglycan metabolic process; N-acetylglucosamine metabolic process.